Molecule: messenger RNA, 498 nt
Organism: Clonostachys solani
Lineage: Eukaryota; Fungi; Ascomycota; Sordariomycetes; Hypocreales; Bionectriaceae
Source: the annotation of a GenBank genome assembly
AUGCGUUUCAUUCAAGACCUUCUUGCCUUUGGCUCUCUGUUUGCUUUCGGCAUUACCGAAGCCUGUGCCGGAGCGAAGCCAGCCAUAAACAGCGACUACACUAUCACUGUAAACCUCUUUGGAGAUAACGCCUGUUGCUCGGCUGCUUUUGGGAAAACUGUCAUGGGCAACUUGGGAACAUGUCAUACUGCCAGCCAGCCUUUUGGAAGCAUUACCGAGGCUGUCGGACAGGGUAUGUUCGGCCGCAACAUCAAGGUGUGGGUUUGGGCCGAUUCCUCCUGCAGUGGCAACGCUGUAUAUUGGGAUAUCAGCAACCAGCCCUCGUGCUUCGUCAGUACCUAUCCGGCCUCGUUCCGCAGCUUUAAAAUCGAUGUUCUUCUCCCUAUUCUAGAUCCCAAGCUUACGCAAUAUCAGGGGACCGCAAAGGAGCUGCAGAGUGCGGAGAACGAAGAGGAAAGCGCUGUCCCAGUCCUUCACCAGCUUCCCGCAUCGGCAUGA